Leptidea sinapis is the source of this 1696-nucleotide messenger RNA. RefSeq lists its product as uncharacterized. The record is from RefSeq and is a predicted model, not a curated record. Lineage: Eukaryota; Metazoa; Arthropoda; Insecta; Lepidoptera; Pieridae. The transcript has 8 exons. The annotation marks the transcript as partial.
CCAAUUUCCAUCAUCCUUGAUCCUCAAAAAUUUUAUUGAUACGAAAAAUUGUUAAAAUGAUAGUUCGAUUUAAUCGCAAAUGAUGUAUUUAUUGCACCAAAUAAGGACUGUAGUGAAGUUAAAGUAGAGGCCUUGCACAAUGGUCAAAUUACCGUUUGCAGAGAAUACAACAAAAAGCGAUUUUUAGUGUUUAGUCAUAAGACUUGUGUCAUCUGUCUCUUCCUUCAAGAUGGCUCCUUCGCCGGAGAAUGAUAAGGAACCAAAGGCACCGGAUAAAAGUGUAGUUAGUAUUUCUAGUGAUGAUUCGAAAGUCCAUUAUAGUCAUACUAAAGACCCACAAGUGAAUUCAGAGUUUAAAUCUGCGACGUCGACUAUCAACGCCGAUGUAGAGAACAAAGACGUGGAGACAUUAGACGACGGCCAGUUGCGUGCGCUGCUAGAUGAAGCUAUCACUUACAAGUGUCCCAAGGAUCGAGAGGGGAAGAGUAGUCUAUUUAAGGAAUUGCUGGAGGAGGUGGAGCAAGACGAGGAGGCUUGCGAGGCGGCAGCGCGCGGCGGGAGGGGAGCGCGCAGGGCGGGGCGAGGGCGGCGUGAGCACCACUCCAGCUUGCAGGACCUGGUGGCGGCCAUGGCGGCGGAACCCACACCGCGACGUGCCAGGCCGCACCACGCGCACGCGGCCACCGUGUCAGCCAGGACACACCACGGCGGCAGUCUACCCUCGGGAGUCGAUACCUCGUUCCUCCUAAGCGAAGAGCCAACCCGUGGUGGAUACCUGGCGACCGUUCGCUGUGUGAACCCGCCGCCGCUCGCCGAACGUCGCGUGUCCGCCAGCGACGCUAACGGACCGCCCGAUAUCGAACUAGUCACCAGGAGGAAUAAAGCAAUGUUCCCGAUGACGUACACGGCGCGCGCUUCUCUCGAGAUCGGCAGCGGCAGCGUGGGAUCGGGCCGCGCGGUCACCACCACCACUGCCUCGAACCAGGUGGAUUCGGCAAUACCAUUUAGUUGCAUCACAACACCGGAGGUUGUGUCCACGUGCAGUCCCGCGACAACUACUCAGUCUGCGGUCGCCGUCGACGCCAAGUCUCGUGCAUUGGUGUCGAGCGCCGGAGUGGGCGCGCUCAUCGGCCGGCCCACCCACGAGAAGAGCGGCGCUGCCGACGAGUACAAGGUGCCUAUACUCACUGUGCACUACCGUUUACAGAAAUCUCUAGACGAAAACGGCAACGCGGUUCACGGAUUCGGUUCGCCGAUAUCGGGCUCUAGUCAACACAAGAAACCGAGACGGAAGAAGUCGUCCAAAAACGAGACCGUCAUCAAGUCGCACCAGAUCGACGGCUACCAGGGCAACAAGGAUCUCAACGAAGUGUUGCGAUUUAUAGAAUCCAACGCGGAGGGCGCGCGACACACGAAGCCGGGCCGCGCGAAACACAAAGAGGAGGACGACAAGGGCGGCAAGAAACGGUCGAGCGAGCGGCGGAAGGACAAGGAGAGCAAGGUGAAGCGCGCCUCGUCGCUCGAGGAGCUGUCGCGGACCAAGCUGGAGGACCUCACGGACAAGGCGCCGGCGCGCAGGAGGCCGGGCGCGUCGGGCGACGAGCGGCGCUCGGCCGACCUCGGGCCGCCCGCCGAGCCCGCGCCCGCCGAGCUCACGGACUUCCAGACCGUCACCAAGCGCCGCAAGCCGCGCCGC